Molecule: messenger RNA, 1087 nt
Organism: Kickxella alabastrina
Lineage: Eukaryota; Fungi; Kickxellomycota; Kickxellomycetes; Kickxellales; Kickxellaceae
Product: SURF1 family-domain-containing protein
Exons: 1
Coding region: 67-975 (302 amino acids)
Biological process (GO): mitochondrial respiratory chain complex IV assembly
Cellular component (GO): membrane; mitochondrion
Source: RefSeq, a predicted model, not a curated record
CAAUACAAAAAAGUAUACAUUUUUUCCUUUCUUUGUUUCUCUUUUCAUUAUUUUUUUACAUUUCCAAUGUUCCGCUCGUUUUCAUUUGCUCGCUCGUUCAAUUCGGCAUUCGUUCGCACGCCUCAGGGCGGUCGCCCAGGAGGAAGACUGGCGUCCCGCACAUACGCACAAAAGCUUCACGCCGAUGACUCCAUUAUCGAUGCUGAAUGGAAGGGCCGCCUGUACUCAUGGAAGACAAUCGGAAUGUGCACCAUUCCUCUGAUAGCUCUUGGACUGGGCACAUGGCAGGCGCAAAGGCUCAAGUGGAAGCUCGCCCUUCUCGAUGAGGUCAACGACCGCAUGCACCGCCGGCCCGUUGCGCUGCCCCUGAAGGUGACGACAGAUGAGAUCAACCGCAACGAGUAUCGUAAGGUCAUCGUCUAUGGAGAGUUUGACCACAAAAACGAGAUGCUCAUUGGCCCGCGGUCAUACGAGACAGAGCCUGGGUUUAUUGUGAUUACGCCGUUGGUGCGCGAAGACGGCUCGCGCGUGCUGAUAAAUCGUGGGUGGAUCAAACGCGAGCUGAAGGAUCCAAAGAGCCGACCAGAGUCGCAGAGCUCUGAUCCAGUUACAGUCGUAGCAUACGUGCGCAAGGCACCCGGAAAGAACAGCUUCAUACCAGACUCUGAGCCCGAAAAGGACAUCUGGUACAGUUUGGACCUAAAGCUAAUGGCCAAGCACACGGGCUCGCAGGAGGUACUUUUGGAGGUUAUCCAGCCAGAGUCUAUGGGUACAAUCAUGUACAACCUGAAGAACGGCAUUCCUCUGGGCGUGCCGCAGCAAAUUGAUAUCAGAAACAACCAUUUGCAAUACUUGAUAACCUGGUACUCGCUGGCCGCAAUUACCGGCGGUAUGCUGUUUUUCACCCUGCGCAAACCUCAGAGCGCCAUCUCCACAAUUAAGAGACUGCGCAAGCGAGGCGGAAGCAUCCUGUAAAGGGCAUACUCGCUUUUGAGACAGCACAAGUACAAGCGAUGUAUUAGUAAGAAACAGGAUGCAUAUAACUAUCUGUAAGCGCAUGAAUAAAUAACUCAAUCUUGUAAAUAAA